Medicago truncatula (barrel medic) is the source of this 2383-nucleotide messenger RNA. RefSeq names its product putative receptor-like protein kinase At4g00960. The record is from RefSeq and is a predicted model, not a curated record. The transcript is spliced from 7 exons. Gene Ontology annotation, cellular component: plasma membrane. NCBI's taxonomy places the organism in Eukaryota, Viridiplantae, Streptophyta, Magnoliopsida, Fabales, Fabaceae. The coding region runs from base 95 to 2092 and encodes 665 amino acids. Gene Ontology annotation, biological process: protein phosphorylation. Gene Ontology annotation, molecular function: protein serine/threonine kinase activity; ATP binding.
CUCAAAAGUCUAACACCUCAUCACCUUUACAAAUUUACCUAGUACACCCACCUACCCUUUAAUUUCACGUCCAUACUUCAAACAAAAUUUUGUAAUGGCUCUGUAUCCCUUUGUUUGUUGUCUUAUUGUCAUAAUUGUAUCCCAAGCCAAAGCCAUAUUUGAAUGUGAUAAUAACAGAGGAAACUACACAGUCAAUAGCACCUACGACAACAACCUUAAAACCCUUCUAUACAGUUUCUCUUCCCACACAGAAAUUAACUACGGUUUUUACAAUUUCUCAUAUGGCCAACACCCAGACAAAAUAAAGGCCAUUGGGUUGUGUCGCGGAGAUCUUGAGCCAAAUCAGUGUCGUAGAAACCUAAACAAUUCCAUUGCCUAUCUUAGAGCAAAGUGUCCAAAUCAAAAAGAGGCCAUUUUGUGGGGUGAUGAUGUCACUUUAAGGUACACAUAUCGUUCAAUACUUGGGAGCUUGGAAACUGAUCCUACACGAUAUUUUAGUAAUACAAUGUCUACAACUGAAGCGGACAAGUACAUUGAACCACUUAGUUUUGUGAUGAGAAAUCUAACAGACAAAGCUGCAUCUGGCGACUCUCGUCGCAAAUAUGAGGCAGAUGGUGUGAAUACUACAGAUUUUAGCACCAUAUACGGUCUUGUUCAAUGCAUGCCUGAUUUGUCUUCGCAACAAUGCUCUAACUGCUUAUAUACGGCUAUCUCAGAAAUUGAUCCUGAUCCAUUCAAUAGAUAUUAUAUGGGAUUAGGAGGAGAAGUUGUUAAACCAAGUUGUCGCUUAAGAUUUGAUACUUAUCGCUUCUACAAUUCAACAAUUGAGUUAGAGUCACUGUCGCUACAACCUUCACCGUCUCUACCACCUUCGGCAGUCACCAAUAAUACCUCUUUAGGACACAGCAAAAUAGGAAUUGUCAUCGCCACCACAGUGCCCGUUGUUACUGUGGUUUUGGUACUCAUUUUUAUUUGCUUCUAUAGAUUGAGAAAGCCAAAACUAAAUUUUGAAGCCAAUAUGGGAAAAUAUGAUGAUGGAGGUGAAGAGGAUAUGACGAUCGUUGAGUCAUUGCAAUUUAACUUUGAUAUCAUACAAGUUGCUACGAGUGAUUUCUCUAAUUCUAAUAAACUUGGACAAGGUGGAUUUGGAAUUGUUUAUCGGGGUAAACUGCUUAAUGGGCAUAUGAUUGCUGUGAAAAGGUUGUCAACAAAUUCUGACCAAGGAGAUGUUGAGUUUAAAAAUGAAGUACUUUUAGUAGCCAAACUUCAACAUCGAAAUCUAGUUAGGCUACUUGGUUUCUGUCUAGAAGGGAGAGAAAGACUACUUAUUUAUGAAUUUGUUUCAAAUAAAAGUCUUGAUUACUUCAUAUUUGAUCCGACAAGGAAAACACAAUUGAAUUGGCAAACGCGCUACAAUAUCAUAAAAGGUAUUGCUCGAGGUCUUCUUUAUCUUCACGAGGAUUCUCGCUUGCGCAUUAUACACCGUGAUCUCAAAGCAAGCAAUAUUCUUUUAGACGAAGAGAUGAAUCCUAAGAUAUCCGAUUUUGGAUUGGCAAGACGAUUUGUUAUCGGUCAAACUGAAGGAAGUACAAAUAGAAUCGUUGGAACCUAUGGAUAUAUGGCACCUGAGUAUGCGAUGCAUGGAGAAUUUUCGGUAAAAUCAGAUGUCUAUAGUUUUGGAGUAUUACUUCUUGAGAUUAUAAGUGGUCAUAAAAAUAGUGCAAACAUUUUUCAUGGGGAGGAUAUGGAGUAUCUAUUGAGCUAUGCAUGGAGAAGCUGGAUAGAGGGGAGAGCUACUGAUAUUAUAGAUCCAUCAUUAAAAAACAUUUCACAAAAUGAAAUCUUGAGAUGCAUCCACAUUGGUUUACUCUGCAUUCAAGAAAACUUGAUUGAUAGACCAACCAUGGCUUCUGUUGCAGUCAUGCUUAAUAGUUAUUCUCUUGCUCUCUCAAUACCUUCGAAACCUGCGUAUUUUAUAGGAAGUGGAACUAGAAUGCUACCGGACAUGCAGCUACAUGUUGAUAACGUAGGUGCAACGAGAUUGAAUGAAUCGAUGAACCAAGUCUCAAUUACUGAUCCAUACCCUCGGUAGAUUUAGAUCAUAAGUUUUUCUCUCUUUCUUUUUUUCCUUUUUUAUAUAAAAAAACAGAUCGUGGGGUUAUAUACUCUUUUAUAAUAAAUUUUAGAUAUCUUGACUUUGUUGUCGAUUGUGAAAUUUAAUUUGUAUUGAUCUCAUCAAGGUCUAUAUGAACUAUUGUUAGAACCACACAAUUUACUUUUGGAACCGCACCUUAAACUUGUAGGUCAAUAUUCUUCGUGUAAAAACAUCAAUUCAGUCUCCAUGCAUCACAGAGAAUCAAAACACCAUAAUUCAAACAAAGAA